AUGAUUCUAGCAGCUGCUCUCGUGUUUGCGGCUAUAGCAGCCAAUGGUGCGACAGCGACGAUAUCGCAACCUCCCACCCUGGUGGUGAAGAGAGGCUCGACCUGCACUCCAGUUGCUGGACAUUCCAGCUCCGUCGAUGAUACGCCGGCGAUCCAGUCCGCCAUCGCCAGUUGUCCAGCAGGAACUAUCGUCAUCCCCAAAUCCACCACCUACUACAUCAACACGGCAUUCAGUUUCGCGGGCUGCUCUGGGUGCACUCUGCAGAUCGAGGGCACGCUCCAGGCGACUUCCAACACCACUUACUGGGGAGGACGCCGCGCCAUAUUUCUCAUGGAUGGCAUCACUGGGGCUACUGUGUAUUCUGCCACAGGCACUGGCAUCGUCGAUGGAAACGGUCAGGCCGCCUGGGAUCUGUUUGCAGCUAACUCAUCGUACAAACGACCGACGCUCUUCUACAUCAACUCCUCGAAGAAUGUAAAGUUAUCGAAUCUCUAUUUCAAGAGUGCCCCGAACGUCUUCCACUCGGUCACUGGUGGCUCCAGCAACGUCUCUUACUCGAACAUUACCCUGUACGCCGUCAGUUCCAGCGCCAAUGUCGCUCACAACACUGACGGCUGGGACAUUGGCCAGUCGACGCAUGUAACCAUUGACGGCGCAACUGUCACCAACGACGACGAUUGUGUCGCGCUUAAGCCAGGCUGUAGUUCUGCCACCGUCACAAACAUCUCCUGCACAGGUAGCCACGGCAUCUCCGUUGGUAGCCUAGGCAGCGGCGUAAACAGCAAAGACACGGUUCAAAACUGCCUUGUCAGCGGCGCAACCAUGAUCAACUCGGCCAAGGCGGCGGGUCUCAAGCUAUAUCCAGGGCCACCAGAUCAUGGCACGGCGGUCGUGUCCAACGUGACCUUUGAGAAUUUCGUCUUGCAAAAUACCGACUACGCUUUCCAGGUACAAGGCUGCUACGGCGAGGACGCGUCGUACUGUGAGACCAAUCCCAGCACGGCGCAGAUAGCGGGUGUGGUGGUUAGAAACUUUUCAGGCACAACGAGCACUCACUACUCGCCAAAUGUCGCAAACAUCGACUGCCCGGCUGCUGGGACAUGUGGUCUGACUCUCAGCAACAUCACUGUCACGCCGCCGAAAGGAUCAGCCGUAUUUCAAUGUGCCAAUACGCCGAGUACUCUUGGAGUGCCGUGCACUUCUGGUGCCAGUGGGUGA
Messenger RNA from Trichoderma gamsii, 1218 nucleotides. Its product is annotated as polygalacturonase. Bases 1 to 1218 code for a protein of 405 amino acids. Gene Ontology annotation, molecular function: polygalacturonase activity. The transcript has a single exon. NCBI's taxonomy places the organism in Eukaryota, Fungi, Ascomycota, Sordariomycetes, Hypocreales, Hypocreaceae. The record is from RefSeq and is a predicted model, not a curated record. Gene Ontology annotation, biological process: carbohydrate metabolic process.